AUGUCUUAUUAUCAGCAACCGAGUCAGCGACAGUAUGACUCUCUUGAUUUUCAAGCCCACCGAGGUCAGAAUAUGACUGGAGCAACCACGAUGAGGAAGUCUAUAGACUGUUUAGACAUUGAAGGAGCUGCUCCUGCAAAAAUUCCUGGGUAUACAGGAGCUAGAUCUUAUCGAAAGUUAACGAAAAACGGAUCAAUGCCAAAUUUUGGACCUACUAAAGCAGAAAUUGAUAACCAAUGGAAGAGGAGUUUGAAAGCAGCAAAAAUUCCUAACCCUUCAAGCUACAAAUAUGAUUUUAGUGCUAAACCUCAUGAGAAUUCUGAGAGUUUGAUGCCUAAAACAACAGAUGCACAAAUAAUAAAAUCUCAAGCAUUUUAUAAAUCAAAACCCCGCUCAAAAAGAAUGAAGCAAAGAUCAAAGCCAAGUCUAGAUGAUACAUUCGCAAGGCUUGAAGAUGACCUCAAGGUUAAAAUGGAUGAAUCCCUUAAGCAGGAUGCAGCAAAGUUUUAUUUGCAAACUCCAAUUGGACAAAAACCUCCACCACCUCAAAACUUACACCAGAAUUUAACUGCACCAGAACCUGUUAGGGGAGAGAAAGUCUCUGAAAAAUAUCUCCCUGAUCCAGCAAAAGAGGGUUCUAUUUGUGGGUCUCGAGGAAGUGCUCCUUCUUAUCCAAAUUAUGACUCUCACAGCAUUGCUGAGAUGUACUCAGAUCAAGCGUAUAAACCUAAAAUCGGUCUUGGUUACGAAGAAGGAAGAGGGUUCUAUGAGAAUCUCCAUGCUAGAAGAAGCAAAGGUCUCCCACCUGUCACUGAACUAGCAACAAAACAUUUAGAAAUUGAGAGUAAUAUCCAUAACAGGAACAAUAAUGAUUAUGGGAAAUUUGAUCAUUAUGCAACUCUGGGCCAGGCUACCACAAAGCAAAUAAAUCAUAGUAGAAGAAGCUACAAUCCUCUUACAAAUGAGAUGCUAGAUUUUAAGUAG
Molecule: messenger RNA, 984 nt
Organism: Moneuplotes crassus
Lineage: Eukaryota; Ciliophora; Spirotrichea; Euplotida; Euplotidae
Source: the annotation of a GenBank genome assembly